Molecule: messenger RNA, 1908 nt
Organism: Lottia gigantea (owl limpet)
Lineage: Eukaryota; Metazoa; Mollusca; Gastropoda; Lottiidae
Exons: 3
Coding region: 1-1908 (635 amino acids)
Source: RefSeq, a predicted model, not a curated record
AUGGCAAGCAAAAAUUACAGAUUGGAUCCAAUCUUUCAAUUGUAUGAUCCGAUUCAAUAUUCGUUCAACAAGAAGAAAGAGGAUUACGUAAUCAUCUCACCAUCGGUAGGGACAAAGACCCAAAUAAACGACGGAGGAAGAGUUACCUUUGACAUUAAUUCGUUGUCCAAUUGGUUGCUUCUUUCCGAUGCCCAUUUCCGAUGCGAUUUCAAAAUCAAAGACGCCACUCAGAAUCGAAUUCCACAAACCAACACGACUUUAGAAAACAACUUCUUUCCGUCUUUAUUCAGCGAAAUGGUUUUGGAAGCUGGUUCAAAUCCGAUAGAGACCAUAAAACACCCCGGCGAGUUUGACACAAUGUUGAAAAAUGACGCAGACCUUGCUAGGAUAAGGGUAGUUGCUAGAAACACACUGGAAAGAGUGACUCGCGGAGUAAAUCACGGAUUUGAAAAACGAGCGCUUCAAUACAACAAUAUCGUCGAGAACAACAGAUGGGGUAAUUACGUAAAUUGGAAGUUGUAUCCUUUAUUUGGUCUUUUGGAACACAGAAAGGUUUCCAUAGGUUUACCGUAUAAAAUUCAUUUGCAAAGAGAAAUCAACGACAACAAGAUAUUCUUUGGUGAAAACAACUCUGACGCAAAAUUGGAAAUAAGGAAUAUCCAACUUUACAUACCGGUAAUCACUCCUUCCGUAGAAGUGGAAACGAGAAUAUUCAACUCUUUAACCAAAGACAUCGAAAUUGCUUUUCUUCGUCGUAACACGGUAGGUAGCAUGACUUUAACGGGAGAAUCCACCACGUGGCCAAUUACCAACACCGUCAAACCAGCGAGGUAUCUAAUGAUUAUCGAUAAAUACAAACAUUGCAAAGUCAGAGACGAUAUAGACUUGGAAAGAAUUGAUGAGAAUUUAACUAAAAAAGGUGGAUUUUUACCUUUCUUACCUUUAAUCUUUGCUGGUUUAACUGCAGCUGGUGCAGCUACUGGAGGAAUAUCUGUCGCAGUCAAAGCUGCCAACGCAAAUAAAGCAGCUGCAGUAAAAGAAGCUGAAGAACGUAGACACAAUUUGGCAAUGGAAAGAGAAGCACGAGGAGGUUCGGGAAUAGGAGAUAUAUUAGGGACGGUUAAAGAAUUCGGACAAAGAUUUGUCGAAGAAACCAAGAAAACUGUUAAAGAGGGAUUAAGCAAAUUAAUAGAUAAAAUCGACACCGGAGAAAUGAAGGUCAAACACAAGGGCGACGCCAUAUUUUUUAAAAACAUACGUUCGCGCGAGGGAAUCUUCCUUUCAAAGUAUAAAGGCAACGGGGUGAUUUUUGAAAUAUUUCCUAAUAACCCAAUGCUCAUGUGUAUAUGCGGUAGUUCAGGUUCUGGGAAAACUCAUCUCACUUUUAACAUGUUGACAACACCAAACCUUUUAGAUUUCGAUUCUCUGUAUAUCUACACAACAACACCAGAGCAAUCGUAUUAUCAAUUCCUCAAAGCUUUGGAAUUUUUACCAAAGAAAGAUGUUCAAGACCUAUUUCAAUAUUACGAAGAAAACGAAGAAGAAGUGGAAAUAAAAGAUAUCAUAGAUAACUACAUCGAAGGAAAGAAUCCAACGGAUAUAAAAGUUUUUCUUACGAAAAAUGUUAAUGAUCUAGACUUGUCUAAUAUUGAUAGCAAACGAAAGAACUUGGUAUUGUUUGACGACUGCGUAGCGCANAGAAAUCAAGCUGUUCAACAAGAAUUCUUCACGAAAGGAAGACAUCACAACUGUCACUGCAUAUACCAAUCCCAAUCUUUUUACGGAAUGGAUAGAGAUACAUUUAAAAAGGUUUGUAAAGCUCAAUGGAGAAACCCAGAUGAUCAUGGAUAUGUAUUUGUAAAUACUAGAAAACCUGCGGGAGAAAGAGUUAUGAUCGAUAUAUGUUAA